Podarcis lilfordi (Lilford's wall lizard) is the source of this 690-nucleotide messenger RNA. Lineage: Eukaryota; Metazoa; Chordata; Lepidosauria; Squamata; Lacertidae. The record is from the annotation of a GenBank genome assembly.
AUGUCUCCCAAGACGGCCUCUUCUUCGCCAGCCUCGACCACCAGCGAGGGGGAGCCGCCCUCGUCAGGCAUCUCCGACGACGACGCCUCCUUCGCCUCGUCUUCCCCUUCGCUGGGCGCCGGCGGCAGCCUGCCUUCGUCUCCCAGCCCCUGCCUGCUCCUGGUCGAGGUGGGCGCGCGGGCGGCGCGCGGCGGCCCGGCGAAAGGGCGUCGGGGCCGAGGGCCCGGCAAGGGCGAGGGGCUGGGCCCCAACAAGGCCAAGAGGAGCCGGCGCAUGAAGGCCAACGACCGGGAGCGCAACCGGAUGCACAACCUGAACUCGGCGCUGGACGCGCUGCGAGGCGUCCUGCCCACCUUCCCCGACGACGCCAAACUGACCAAGAUCGAGACGCUGCGCUUCGCGCACAACUACAUCUGGGCGCUCACCGAGACCCUCCGCCUGGCCGACCAGAAUCUGGCCGGCGCGGGGCCGGGCCCCGAGGUGGGCGCCGCUUUCCAGCAGCUGGCCGCCGGCUGCGACAGCCUGGCUGCCUGGCCCGCUUGCUGCCAGUGGGACGCCGCCUCGCUGGACUCGCCCGGCUCGCAAGAGGGCAGCCUCAGUCCCACGGACUCCUUCCAGGCGCCCCCCGGCGGGGGCCCUCUCCGACUCAGGCGCCCCCCGGAGCGCGCGGUCUUCCCGGACUUCGUCUGA